AUGUGCGUGGAACCAGAUCGCAGAUUGGUUUUUUUCACUUCGGUGUUGAAACAAUCUGUCGCAACGCUGGUGCCGACGUGGGUCCAUGUGCUCGCUCAUCUGGCCGGCCAAGCCUACACCCAUCGCUCAUGGAUAGAUGAGGAUCAUGGAACGUCAUGGAGAUGGUGGACGCAAGAACUGAUGCGACGCCUUGGAUGGCCGGAAAUCAUCCUACCUGUUGAGUUUGUGAAUGAAUAA
Messenger RNA from Bursaphelenchus xylophilus (pine wood nematode), 237 nucleotides. The record is from the annotation of a GenBank genome assembly. NCBI's taxonomy places the organism in Eukaryota, Metazoa, Nematoda, Chromadorea, Rhabditida, Aphelenchoididae.